Messenger RNA from Corylus avellana, 922 nucleotides. Its product is annotated as DNA-directed RNA polymerases II, IV and V subunit 8B. The record is from RefSeq and is a predicted model, not a curated record. Lineage: Eukaryota; Viridiplantae; Streptophyta; Magnoliopsida; Fagales; Betulaceae. Gene Ontology annotation, cellular component: RNA polymerase I complex; RNA polymerase II, core complex; RNA polymerase III complex. Gene Ontology annotation, biological process: DNA-templated transcription.
AUAAAAUGAACCCUCAACCGAGCUUCCCAGUGUGAUUACAGUACUGUGCCGUGCAGUGGCCGUGUGUUGUGGGGCGUGAGUUGCUCGGGUGGUUCGUACGCCGUGCGUGGAGGAGAUAACCGUGCGUGGUGUCUGGACGUGUGCAGAGGUGGCCUUGCGGUGAGCUGCGAGUGAGUUGUAAGAAGAAGAAGAAAGCUGUUUGGCUGCAAGGCUUGCGUGUCCAGCAGCCAAGCAGGACUAACACCCUCACCGACUCGAACUUGCUCCACCAUUGAAGCCCCAGCUUUCAAAGGAAACAAGGUGUGCAUUUGCUGUUGACAAACAAGUUUUUAGUAAGGAUGGAUGAGCUCCUUUUUGAUGAUAUUUUUAGGGUGGAAUGUGUGAAUCCAGAUGGUAAAAAGUUUGAUAAAGUUACUCGAAUUGAAGCACGAAGUGAGAAGUGUGGCAUGUUUAUGCAACUAGAUGUGAAUACGGAUAUUUAUCCUAUUGAUAAAGAUGAGAGAUUCUUGAUGGCAUUAUCUACCACUCUAAGUUUGGAGGGUGGGCAGAAGUCACUUGCUGACAAGUUUGAAUACAUCAUGCAUGGGAAACUAUACAAGAUUUCAGAUGAAACUCGGGCUAAAACUUCAGAUGGAGGUUCAGGACCUGGGAUUGAAGUGGGGAUAUAUGUUUCAUUUGGUGGACUUCAGAUGAUGCUGAAAGGGGAUCCUUCCCAUUGUGCUGGAUUUGAACUUGAACAGCGGUUGUUUCUCCUUAUGAGGAAGUUGACAUGAUAAAUGCUAUAAUAAAAUGCGGUGUGUUUGACUUAUUUGAUUGUAAAAGCCCGCUUAUCUCCAGACUUCCAGUUGGGCAUGUUACUCUAGUUUUAAUUGGUGGUUUGGUCGUUGAUACACCAAAUAUAUGGUGAAAUUUUGUUUUUACC